AUGGAGGGUUAGCUUACCUUCUGUAAAACUUGGCAAAUAGAUACUACGUACAGAUUGAGCGAAUUCAAUAAAUUUGACAUAACCUAUUCUGAAGACAAAGAGAUACCUUUGAUAAAAAAGUUUUCACUUCUGCAAGUCAAUUUUUUUAUUUUCAUCGUAAAUGGCUUUCGUUUUACCACCACUCCCUUAUCCAAAAAAUGCGCUUUCUCCUUCUAUCUCGGAGCAAACGCUGGAAUUUCAUUACGAAAAGCACCAUCGAGGCUAUGUAGACAAACUCAACCAACUCAUCAAAGGAACUGCUCUUGAAAAUUCCUCCUUAGAAAGUUUGAUUCGUGAGCAAACGGGUAAAAUAUACAAUCUCGCUGCCCAAGCGUGGAACCACACCUUUUACUGGAAUUCAAUGUCGCCUAACGGCGGUGGAGAACCUAAAAGUAAAAGCAAAACCGCUGAUGCUAUCAAUAAAAGCUUUGGCUCAUUCGAAACAUUCAAGAACAAAUUCACAGAUGAGGCCAAUAACCAUUUUGGCUCAGGAUGGAUUUGGCUCGUCCGUGAUGACCAAAAUAAUCUCUCAAUAUAUCCAGGUCAUGAUGCUCACUGCCCUUUAUCGGAGAAAAAGACACCUGUCCUUACCUGUGACGUUUGGGAGCACGCUUACUAUAUUGAUUAUAAAAACAACCGAGCCUCUUACAUCGACGCCUGGUGGAAAGUUGUGAACUGGGAUUUUGUCGAAAAAAAUAUGGCGUAGGUAGCUUUUUUUAUGCUUUCACCUUCAAGAAAAUUUCAAGUUCAAUUAUUCUAAUAAAAAAUUUUAUCAAU
Schistocerca gregaria is the source of this 816-nucleotide messenger RNA. RefSeq names its product superoxide dismutase [Fe]-like. Lineage: Eukaryota; Metazoa; Arthropoda; Insecta; Orthoptera; Acrididae. Gene Ontology annotation, biological process: superoxide metabolic process. Bases 161 to 745 code for a protein of 194 amino acids. The transcript is spliced from 4 exons. Gene Ontology annotation, molecular function: metal ion binding; superoxide dismutase activity. The record is from RefSeq and is a predicted model, not a curated record.